This is a messenger RNA of Periophthalmus magnuspinnatus, 4782 nucleotides long. RefSeq names its product sterol regulatory element binding transcription factor 1 (gene srebf1). NCBI's taxonomy places the organism in Eukaryota, Metazoa, Chordata, Actinopteri, Gobiiformes, Gobiidae. Gene Ontology annotation, biological process: regulation of transcription by RNA polymerase II. Gene Ontology annotation, cellular component: nucleus. The record is from RefSeq and is a predicted model, not a curated record. Gene Ontology annotation, molecular function: protein dimerization activity; RNA polymerase II cis-regulatory region sequence-specific DNA binding; DNA-binding transcription factor activity, RNA polymerase II-specific.
UCCUGAAUGAGCUCUGUGUUUAGCCUGGUUCGUAGCUUGGCUUGACAAGUUUGCACCUACGUAUGGACCAAGUUGAUAGAUUUAAGUUUUGAAUGUAUGGCUCCUCGUUACCGAUUUGGGAUUUAACUUCAUGGCUAAUGUAGGGCAGUGAGAAGCUUGCGUGUUCACUUGAUUUCGUGUCUGCUCAGUCUUCAUAGAAAAGCCAGACAGACAGAAGAGUAAAGAUGAACUCUCUUUCUUUUGACGAUCCAACUCUGGAUAACUUGGAUCCAACGAUUUCACUCAAUUCGCUCCAUGACCCCAGCGACAUUGACACGGCCCUUUUAAGCGAUAUCGAUGACAUGCUAAAGCUUAUCAACAACCAGGAUAUGGAGUUUGAUGGACUCUUUGAUAACCAACCAUACACAGGAGCUCUUGACCAUGAUCUCUCAGGUCUUAACAACCCAUCAACCUCAACUACUUCAUUGACCACUUCAGCUGUCCCGAUAUCUCUCAAUCCUCCAUCCUCAGCAGUAAGUCCACAUUUGGAUUCUCUUCUAGGGCAUCCCAUCACACGUAGCUCCUCCACCCCAGACAAGACCUUCCAGCCUCCCACCUUUCAGCAGUCCCCUCUGGCCCAGGUCCCCAGCAGCUCCGCACUAGACAGGCAACAGCCGACCUCUCCACCACAGGCCCAGAAUGCCAGGCAGUUCCAAGGAAGAGCCAGCCCCUGCUGGCCCUUAGCCCACCUCUCCCAGUGCAAAGUGGCUUCACCACCUCAAGGUGUACCACAGAAGAGUGUUGCUCUGAGCUCUUUCUCCUCCCAGCUCUCUUCACCCCCACUGCUCCUCAGACACAAGUUCAGUCUCAGCAGGACUCACCCUGUUAGCUACACAGCAUCUAGUCCUGGGAAUGCAAGUCCUUCAGCCGCUACUUUUGCCUCGUCACCUCCAAUAGCAAUUCAACCUCAGAUUCAAGGAAUGACCACAACAUCUCCCAUUUUGACCUCACUCUGGAAGCCCACCUGUGCAAAACCAUAACGCCCCACUGUACAGCCAGUACCUGUGCUACUGCAGCCUCAGUUCAUUAAAGCAGAAUCCUUGCUUCUGACCACUCUUAAGCAUGACCCGUGUAUUGUCACUACUGUAGCAUCCACCGUACAUCUUUGGCCAACAACAACCACAGUGCAGACUACUCCUAUUCAGGCUUUUGUAGGUGGAGGCACCUUUUUGACUACAGUUCCUGUUAUGGUGGAUACAGAGAAACUGCCAAUAAACCGGAUAGCCAUCAGCGGCAAACCAAAUGGGCAGCCUCACAAGGGAGAAAAACGCUCUGCUCAUAAUGCCAUAGAGAAACGUUACCGGUCAUCUAUCAAUGACAAAAUUAUUGAGCUUAAAGAUUUGGUUGCUGGUACUGAGGCCAAGCUUAAUAAAUCUGCAGUAUUGAGAAAAGCUAUCGACUAUAUCCGAUACUUACAGCAGGCUAAUCAGAAACUCAAGCAGGAAAACAUGGCUCUAAAAAUGUCAGUCCAGAAAAACAAAUCUCUUAAAGACAUUGUUGCUAUGGAGGUUGAUGGACAGGCUGAUGUAAAAAAACCGAGCUGCCCAACUCCUCCAUCUUCUGAUGUUGGCUCCCCCAUCUCGCACUGUCCUAGUGACUCAGAGCCUGACAGCCCAAUGGGUGAGGACAAAAGGUAUGUUGAUAUCAAAGUCAUACCCAAACAUGGAUCAGCUGGGUCAGUCCUGCAGGUGGACGGUGCUGGUGGCAUGUUGGACCGCUCCCGUAUGGCCCUGUGCGCUUUCACCUUCCUCUUUGUCUCCAUGAUCCUUUGGCUUCCCUCUUCUGCCAGCAGUGCAUGCUGCCAAUGCUGGGCCUCAGCCGCAGCCCUCACCCAGGUGGCAGGGGGCAUUCUGGGCUUAGACAGUGCAGUGGACUCUUUGGGCUGGAUGGACUGGAUGUUGCCCACUCUGCUAGUGUGGUUGCUGAAUGGCAUUUUGGUGUCAGGGGUUCUGAUCCGACUCUUAGUCUAUGGAGAACCUGUAACCAGACCACAUUCUGGAUCAUCUGUCUUAUUCUGGAGACACCGCAAACAGGCUGAUCUGGACCUAGCAAGAGUAUGGUGAUUUGCUCAAGCCAGUCAAAACCUGUGGACCUGUCUUAAAGCUCUUGGUCGGCCUUUUGCCCACCUCUCAGUUGUGGAUUUGGCCUGUGCUGCCUUGUGGUCGCUGUUGCGUUUUUGUCUUCAACGCCUUUGGGUAGGCCGGUGGCUGGCCGCUAGAGCUGGAGGGCUGCGCUCUGACCGCCCCCUGCAGGAGGAUUGCUUGCAAAAGCGCCGUGACGCUGCACUGGUCUUACCACACCGCCUGCACCAGCUUCACAUGACAGGUAAACUAAAUGGCAGUCAUCUUUCUGCUAUACACAUGGCAUUGAGUGCAGUGAAUCUUUCGGAGUGUGCUGGCUCAUGCCUUCCUGUGGCCACACUGGCUGAGGUCUAUGUAUCUGCAGCUCUACGGGGUUCAAAGCUAGCCUGCCAAGAAUACUACAAUUUUACUUCUCGUGUGUUCCUGAGCAGUGCUCGUCAGACUUGUUCUUCGUCCAGUGGCAGUGUGCCCCCGGCUAUGCAGUGGUUAUGUCACCCGAUUGGUCACCGCUUCUGGGAUGGUGAUUGGGCCAUUCGCAGCACUCCUAAAGAAAGCAUUUAUAGCCAGGCUGGCAAUACAGGUCAGUGUGGAUCCUUAGCUCAGGUGACACAGGCGUUUAGGGACUCUCCUGAAAAGUCCCUCUACUGUGUGGCUCAGCCUCGUGGAGAAAAAGGGCCAAGCCACGGAGAGGGGGAGUAUGCUGAUGCCCUGGAAUACCUGCAGCUGUUGAUGAGUGCAUCAGACGCAGCUGGUGCCACUACGCAGUCCUUUGCUAUUGGAUCCAACAUGGCAACUGUAACAGGAUGUGAUCCUCACUCAAAAUGGUGGUCCUCAGUUGCUGUGGUGAUCAACUGGUUGCCGGAGAUGACUCUGCUGCCAGAGCGACUGUAUCCAACAGUUGAACACCUGCCUCGCAGUCUCCAAAACGCAGAAAGUCUGCUACCCAAAGCAUGUUUAAACACCUUUAAAGCUGUGCGUGCACUGCUGUCCAAACCUGAAAACUGUCAGCUGAGUUAAGCUACAUGUGACAAGGCCAGCGCCCUGCUCAGAGACAACCUCAACCUGGGACCACACAGCCCACAGCUCCAACAUAGACAAGGGUACCCUUACCACUCCCAAAUGGUACAACGAGUUGUCCAGCUGUUGCUGUGUGAUCUGCUAUUGGUGAUGCGGACCAAUGUUUGGCAGCUGCAGCAGCAAGGGGUGACUACUGUAGGACCCGCAAAUGCAGGUCCCAGCUGUCCAGCAGGGGGCGUGCAGCAGGCUUCACCUCCUGAGCUCCAAGGCUUUCAACAAGACCUUAGCUCUCUACGGAAGUUAGCUCACAGUUUCAGACCUGCCAUGCGAAGGUUAUUCAUCCAUGAAGCCACAGCCAGGCUGAUGGCAGGGGCAAGUCCCACACGCACACAUCAGCUGCUAGAUCGCUCACUACGACGUAGAGCAACGCCAGGAGCCAAGACAGAAGAGUGUGAGACACGGCCUGGCCAACGGGAGCAGGCGGAGGCAGUCUUGUUGGCAUGCCGAUACCUUCCCCCUUCGUUCCUGUCAGCCCCAGGCCAGAGGGUUGGAAUGCUGGCAGACGCAGCACGCACCCUGGAGAAGCUGGGAGACAAGAGGACGCUCCACGACUGCCAGCAAAUGAUCAUCAAACUGGGGAGUGGCACUACUGUCACAAACAGCUAGAAAGAAGAGGGACCAGAGUGUUCACAGACACGUUCUAACACCAACACAGAACAAGGACAAAAACCGUCUGGCUUCAAAAUGCGCAGCUAUAACUACAUCAUUGGUUUGUUUCUCUAUGACUUCUGGUCUGCAGCCCAACAUAAGGCACUUAGCCACACAUGCUCAUUCUUGUGCUGACUUUUCUAUAAAGAGACACAAUCACAAUCUUCUCAACAGUACAGCGGCUGUGUCCACCUCAGCCCCUCUCAGCAGUUCCACUGAUCUCAUUGGUUGUAUACUUGUGAAAGAACUGUCCAAAGUUUAUUACAUACAAACAUAUUGGGCAAGAAACUGUUUAGUUUAGUCAAUUGAAUCAUUUGAAUCAUGCGCAUUGAAGCCCAAAGUCUCUAACUGCACUAGCCUCAAGGGGCUCAUUUCAAAGACUUGUAACAAUAAGUCUUAUGUUUUUUUGUGGUGUGAUGUGUACAUAUUUUAAAAUGUAUUUAUAUCUUUAAUUCAAUUUGCAGUGUGACAUAAGCAAGAUGAUACAUGCUUAUCCCAUAAGCGCAUAUUAUAAUUGGGUACUAUUUGCUCUGGCUACUUUUAAUGUCAUUACCAUGUUAUAAUGCCUAUGAGCAUUCGCAGCAUCAGAGUAUCAAGGUGACUGUUGUGCAUUUUUGGUAAAAUCUCUUGCCAAUUUGCAGUGUUGCACAGUGAUGCUGUCAGACAUCUCUUCAUCAAAUGGUGGCAUUGAUGUUUUCAAGUAGCCUCAACUUUUUCUCCAAAUUGAGCCGGCCGUGUAAUUUCAUUUCAGUUUUGUUUGUAGCUCUUACACUAAGAGUAGUGCUUUCUCUUACCUUUGUUUAGUUCAAUAUGCUUGUUUUUAGAGGACAGUAUAAACAAGUCCUGAACCAAGGAUGUUCACUAUGAAAACACUUACUGUAUAAAUGGCAUCUUUCAUCUCAUACUUGCUUAUUAUGUAAAUAUUAAAAUAUUUUGU